Molecule: messenger RNA, 2654 nt
Organism: Daphnia pulicaria
Lineage: Eukaryota; Metazoa; Arthropoda; Branchiopoda; Diplostraca; Daphniidae
Product: F-box-like/WD repeat-containing protein TBL1XR1
Exons: 8
Coding region: 341-1468 (375 amino acids)
Biological process (GO): regulation of transcription by RNA polymerase II
Cellular component (GO): histone deacetylase complex
Molecular function (GO): protein binding; transcription corepressor activity
Source: RefSeq, a predicted model, not a curated record
ACCUUUUAGUGUCGUGUACAUUACGAAGGAAAAAGAAGCGGCCACAAUGCCGCCCGCCGCCCGCCGCCCAGUUGUAAUCUCGACAAGAGAAAGCGCAACGUCAUCCAGUCAAAUGAUGACACAACAGAAUUGCUGGGCUCCAUCGAAUAGCAUCCGUCGGUUAUCAGUUGUCGAGAUAAGUUUUUUGGUCGAGGGGCGUUGAUAAAGGGGGGACGUUUUACACGGGUGUGAGAGACGGCUGUUUAUCACGCCGACCCAGAGAACUAAACUGUCAAACACAAAUUGAAAGUCAGAGAGUUGAAUCGUCGUCGUCGUUUGGCUGGCGUGUUUUGUUGCAGCCAUGUCGGCUGAAUUUGUAAUCUCGCCGAAAAGUUUGGACGACUCUGCUCUACUAGUGUCAAAUUGUGCCUUCCAUCCGCACGAACCCGUCCUGGCCUGUGCCGUGCAGGGCGGACCCGUUCGCCUGUACCAGCAGCCGGACGCCGUCGGCUCCAUCGUUCCAUUGUCAAAGUGGAAAGAGACCGUCUUCAAUCCGGUUUCCACACAAUACCCCGUUUCCGACGCCUCGUGCCUCCAGUGGGACGCAGACGGGAGGCGAUUAGCAGUCGGUUACCAAAACGGAACGCUGAUCCUGUGGAAUGGCGAGGACGGAUGUCGUUUGCUCGAGAGGCGAAAGCACACGGCCAGAAUCGGGAGCAUUCGAUGGAAUCCAAUCCGGACCAAUGUCUUCGCCAGCGCCAGCAGCAACGACAGGUCGGCCUUGGUGUGGGAUGCUGACAAGAAACCGUCGCCACUCGUUCAACGAUUCACCGACGCCGAUCGGAUUGACGACGUCGUUUGGAUUUCGGCAACUCGAUUGGCUUUCUACUCGAGAGACCAGACCGACGGAAUCAUUCGCAUUUGCCAAAUCGGUAGGGAGAAUCCGAUAAUGGCCUUGGUGCACGGAAACUCGAUCAAUUCCGUACGGUGGAAUCCUCAAGUUAACCUACUCGCUUCCGUUUCAUCUUUUGUGACUAAAGGAACGGGUCACGUCAUGUUGCAGAUCUGGUCGCCGGAUCAAAAUGAUCCAAUCAAAACGUUAAUUCAAGCACAAUCAGAGGUCCGAUGUAUCGACUGGUUAACUCAGGAAAACGGUGCUAAUAAACCUUUAUUCGUUGUCGGGGGUUGCGCUGACGGUUCGACAAUCGUCUGGAACUUGGACGACGAAGGGAAUAGCCACAAAAGACUUGACGACGGCCAUUACGCAGCAAUUAACGACCUGUGCUUCUCGCCGAAUAGAAGAUGGCUGGCGUCCAUCGACAGGGAUGGCCAAUUAAUCAUCAGAUUAGCCGAGGAUUGGCGAAAAGUGUACGAGACAAAGACGGAGGCCAGUAAUUGCCAAAGAGCUCUUUCGUGGAGUGGUUCCAGUGACAAAUUGGCUAUCGUCAAUGCUCGUUAUCAGGUUUUUCUUGUGGAAAUCAUCCAUUAGACCCCGAGCAAUCUUCAACUUCAAUUCACAUGCAAAAUCAUCCAGCCAUUUUAACAACUUUUUCUAUCCUUUUUAUUUUUCAAAUUUCCCGCCGUACGGGAGUGUCUCAAAUAGUGCAACUGCCACACAUCAUAACACGAGUCGGGAAGGAGCGAAACGUGACCGUCUUAUGUUUGCAUUUGCACACACUACACCGCUGAAAUUCGCGCUGCUUGUUCAGCGCAAACGUGCAAACGUGGCCAUUUAGCAUAUCGAGUCGACGAAAAUUAUCCGCCGAAUCGACGAGUUGCUAAUUGGCAAAACUUAAACAAAUGUUUUUAGUGGACUGGUCAGGAAUAGCUCGAAUUUUAGCAGUUUUCUCACAUCGCAAAAUCACAAGAUUAACGAUGCAAAUUUAGUUAAAAAAUGGAACGAAAUUUUUUAUGUUUUCAUCAUUUGGUUUUUCGAAAAACGUAAUUCAAUGAAAGGGAAUAGUUUGCUAUGAACAAGAUAAUAAACUAGAUAAUAUUUGGUUUAUUAUUUUGUUUUAAACUAAAUAAAGACUCAAUAAAGAAAAUCCUAGUCCUCAAAGUAUUGGAAAAACCUGUACGUAGUUAUGGGUGUUUAAGUUGUUUCACACUAACGAGAACCACCAAGUGACUUGCUCACAUGGUUGUUGUUGGACAAGAAAAUUAUGAGAUGACUUCAUAAUUUUCUUUAAAGUUUUCUUCUAAAUUCUAAUUCGGCCAUGGUGGCCUCAGCCUGACCUUUGACAAGUAAACAAAGCUAUGCCUGGGUCUGCCUCUGCUAGACUGGCACACUACGAAAUAAUUCACGCUCAGGUUUACGAAAUGAAGACACAAACAUACUUGCCAAAAUAGUAGAGAGUCCGUUGAGAAGUGAAAACUAUUCCCUUGUAGGUUAUUAUCUCUGAUUUCUAGUAUUGACUGGGGUAAUCUCAAAAAUUAAAAAAAGAAAUAACGUUUUCACGUGUCGUUUGGCUAAAUUGUAGUCUGCAAUCUGGGGCGGGCCUAUUUUGCAUUUGCCAAAUUGCGAAAAAUCAGUUUUUAAUUGAAUCGAAUAAAACCGGAUAACAAUUAACAAGAUAAAAACUAAAUUUAAGUAAAUGAAUAAAACUUUUGCAUUUUUCGUUUAAUAAUUUGUUUAAUCAUCGAAAGGAAUGUGCUUAUACAUUGAUUUAAAAAAA